This is a messenger RNA of Pungitius pungitius (ninespine stickleback), 2568 nucleotides long. RefSeq names its product F11 receptor, tandem duplicate 1 (gene f11r.1). Gene Ontology annotation, cellular component: bicellular tight junction. NCBI's taxonomy places the organism in Eukaryota, Metazoa, Chordata, Actinopteri, Perciformes, Gasterosteidae. Bases 243 to 1145 code for a protein of 300 amino acids. The transcript is spliced from 11 exons. Gene Ontology annotation, biological process: regulation of membrane permeability; establishment of endothelial intestinal barrier; cell adhesion. The record is from RefSeq and is a predicted model, not a curated record.
CUGAACCCAACAUGUCGCUUUUAGAUGUCCUCUGGCUACGGGAACCGGUUUCUCUACAUGUGAACAGGCCUUCUCGCUUGGCUCUGGUCGAACCUGUUUUUCCACUCUGACGUCACGAAUUCCCCCGCGAGGAUCCUGUUACCCGGAAGUCACCGCGCUGGUUUACCUGGGCGGCUCCUCAGGAGUAACGUUGAGAAGCGUCUUCGCGCAGCAGGAAAACAGAAAGGAGUAAACUAGUCAACAUGGUCGUCGCCUGGUUGGUUUCGGUGCCUUUGUUCUUUUUCGCAGCGACAGGUGUAACCGGCUUUACAGUCACCACCAGCAAUGCAAAUGUGCAGGUGAAAAAUAAUGAGGGGACGGACCUUACAUGCACGUAUUCGGCCGACUUUGGUUCCAGCCCCCGAGUUGAGUGGAAAUUUAAGAACCUGAAAGGUUCCCAGAUGUUAGUGUUCUAUGACCAGAAACCAACAGAGCCAUACGCCGGCCGAGUGACUGUGUAUGGUGGUAGCAACCUGAGAUUCUCCAAAGUCACCCCUGAGGAUAAUGGCGUGUACACCUGCGAGGUGACGUCAAACAGCCAGUUUGGGCUAGUCCAAGUGACGAUGACCGUUCUGGUGCCACCAGGCAUUCCCAUGGUCAGGGUCCCUAGCUCGGUGACCACGGGCCACGCCGCCCUGCUCACUUGCUCCGACCCCGUCGGCUCGCCUCCGCCCAAGUACAACUGGUACAAAGAUGGCGUCCUCCUGCCUUCUGAUCCCAGCAAGAUUGCUGCCUUCAAAAACGCAACCUACAAGCUGAACCCGGAAAAUGGCAACCUGGAGUUUCCCGCUUCUGUCAAGAUGGACUCCGCUCAGUACACGUGCGAGGCUUUCAACAGUGCUGGGCCUCCUCAGCGCUCGAAACCCUUACCAUUGGAAGUCCGGGACCUUAACGCUGGAGGAAUUGUGGCUGGGGUGAUAGUGGCUCUGCUGUUUGUGGCCCUACUGGUAUUUGGAAUUUGGUUUGCCAAGAAGAAAGGCUAUCUGCCCAAGAAGACUGAAAGCAAACCAAAGCCCAGCGUGGUGUACCAGCCGGCCUCCUCUGUGUACGGUGGUGGUGAGGAUGAAGCUGGGGAAUUCAAGCAGAAGUCAUCGUUCGUGGUAUAGUCUUCAUAAACCGCAGGAGAUCACCUUCAUUUUAAAUGUCUGGUGUGGGAUUUUCCUCAGGUUUUCAUUGUUUUUUUGUUUUUUGUUUUUGCUCCAAGUUGCAGUUUUCUAUAAACCAGUGUGAUUGUGCACCCGACCGGUUCUCUAUGAUGUCUCAGAUGCAUCAAGGUUAGACGAUAAAUGUAGACUUUUAAAACUUAAGGGACCUAUUAGAGACCCUUUUAGCAUGUACGGACAUGUUCCCAUCUUUAUGUUUGCAGAGUGUGUUUUUUGUUGUUUUUCUGUGGAACUUUUUAAAUUAUUCUGAUAAUACAUAUGCAUGUAAAUUUGUAAACAAAUUAAAUGCAGCACAGAUAAUUGUACUAGUCAAUAAAGCCCGUAUUCUGAGUUAUUUGGAAGGAAAAUGGACUCAUGAGUACAACUAAGCUUAACUUUUUACAGCAAGAUUUUUAUUACAUUUACAGACCCAUAACCUUAACCUCGGACUAUUCUCUUCUCACUGAGUCUGUCUGUAAGCUCAACUGUGAAAGGACCAUGUAUAUCAAAGAUGGAAUAGGGAGCAUAGAUUGAGUGUCUCAAAGUUUCUUUUUCUUUUAUAACAAACACAAAAUUGAUGUAAUGUACAUUUUUUAAAUUUCUAUUAAAGUUUAAUGUUUUUGUAAAUACAGUACUGUUUUUAGGUUUCUAGAACAAUUUAACCAGGUGGACAUUUUAGGUACACUCUUUGUUGUAUUUAGCCGAUGGCGCCCCCCCCCAGGCACGGUUGUUCUGCUCCUACACGUGUGUGAUAUCUCUUGUGUAUGCAUUGCGGUGGCACCAGCUGACAGCGGGGCCAGACUUUCCUCCCCCCCCCCCCUUGUAAACAAUGGGGAAACUUCACAACCAGAUUGGCUAAUACAGGAAUGACUGAUAGAUGUCAGAUAUGAUGCUGCACCUUUUUUGUGACUCAGAGGUGUGGCCAGUGAAUGACUAUGCGUCAUUCAAAUGCAACAUUUUUAAAUUAUUAACACUGAGUUCAGAAGGCAUUUUUUGUGUGUGUGUGUGUAGCUUCAUCCACAAAUGAUCAGGAUGUCUAUUUAAGUGGUUUAAUGAGGUAGGACAUCAAUCAUGAGUCAAUGUAAUCUAUCGGGUAAAAUUGUCAAAAUUUUACCCGAAAAUAUUGAAACACUUCUUUAUUGCUUAACCAUUCCUCUGCAUAAGAUGGAGCUGAUGAAUCGGCUGGUGUCACUUUUGUCACUUUUCCUUAUGUGAUGGUCAAUAAACUGUAAAACUGCGUCUUCUGUGACAAGUAAUGUUCAGCUGUGCUGAGUCAGUUAAGCUACAGUAUGAAAUGUUUGUCCUCGGCCCCUUUUUCAGUUUUUGUUUUUGUGAAGGUGUAUCAAGAAAGUGACACUUUUACUAAUAAAAUCCCACCUGGAAAUUA